UCAUGGGGAAUUGCUAAUUCCGCAUGGGUGAACUCAUUGAUUCGUGAUGUAUCUAAUCCAUCAUCAAAUGAUCCGUACUUUCCCACAUUCCGUAGUUUCGACUGGUUUGCCGGUCACAGUUGGGCAAGUGGAAUCUUUGCCUCUCAAGAUGGAAACAAUGAAGAGUCUACUAGCGAAGAUUAUAAUUUCUACUUUGCUGCAAAAUUGUGGGCUCAAGUCUCGGAGCGCUCCGGCGGAACUGUGAUGCGUAACUUGGGUAAACUGAUGGAUGUCAUACUGGCAGUUGAGUCAAGGGCAAUGCAAUCAUAUUUCCUAUUAGAGGAUGAAAAUACUGUACAACCGAAGGCAUUUUUAAAGAACAAGGUUUCGGGUAUAUUGUGGGAGGACAAACUUGAUCAUACCACCUUCUUUUCCCAGCAAACUGGGAAUCCAGAUGAUUCCAAUUACACCUAUUGUGCCAUAUUUUAG
Molecule: messenger RNA, 468 nt
Organism: Acaulospora colombiana
Lineage: Eukaryota; Fungi; Glomeromycota; Glomeromycetes; Diversisporales; Acaulosporaceae
Source: the annotation of a GenBank genome assembly